AUUAUGAGUUCGAUUUCAACGAAAUUGAACACAAUCCCUCCUUUACAGCUAAGCAACAAAUAUACUUUAUCUGGCCAUGAAAUGAGGUGGAUACUAUGACAGAUCCUUGCACACCGGGUUAUUAUUUUAUUGCAUAGUCAAGUAGAUGAAGAGGAAUUUUAAAAGCCUUACAGCCAUCUGAUGCUUAGGGUAAUUUUUGUGCAGCAGGCAACAUGAAUAAUACAUCUUCAGAUUUGAAAUCUGGAUACAAGUUUGAAGAUGAUCUUGCUUGUCUGACUGAAAUGUUUCCUUGUAUGGACAGUAAAGUAUUGAGGAAUUACUUAGAAAUCUUUUCCGACCAAGCUAACUACUUAUCAGUUAUCAUUGACAUGCUGCUUCAAGGGGACAACAUUGUUGGGUCAAAUCCUGCUCAAAAUUCAACUAAAAAAAAAAGUAGCACAAAACUGAAAACAGUUGUUAAAGGUGAAAAUAGCUCAUGCAGUGUAGAAGCUGGUACAUUAGAGCUUUCACCCAAAAAAUUACAGAGAAGAGAUUCCAGUGGCAGUGAAACUGAUAGUUUACCUGCAAUGUUAGGAGAGGAUGAAAUUGAUGUUAACACCAAUGUGUUAAGUAACAAUGAAAGUGAAUCAUUUACAACUUGUUCCAAAAACUCUGACAAGAAAGGAGUGAGAUCUAUCACAUCAUCAAAGUGUACAUCCGAUGACAAUGAUUGUGACAUAGCUUUUGUAAAAUGUGUGGCAAGCCCAACAAGACAACCAUUUCAGCGCACUAGGAACUGCAUCAGUAUCUCGGGUACAACUUCACCUUCACAGCAUAAGGGUAUUUGUAUACGCUACAAAGGUGGUGUUCUUCACCCAUCAAUGAAUAAACCUAAAAAGCUGCAGAUUGUCGAAAUUGAUGCUGAUGAAAAAAAUUGUGCAGGCAAGAGUAAUACCCAGUCUCUAUCAAACAGAGAUCAGUCUAAAACCGGCCAAUCACCUGGAAGAAAAAGACAAAGUAUUGUAAAGCCUUCCUGUACAAAGACUUCCACAGUGGUUCAGUGUGUGGAACCUUCAGAUUCAAGCAAGGAUGUGCAAACGAUUGAAGAAAUCAGAAGCAGCAAGGAAGGGCUGUCAGUCUCAGCCUCUUUAAGUGAUUUGGAGAUUUUGAAAAAGGUAUUCCCUGAUGCAGACCCCACUCAAAUCACUUUGCUGUUGGAGAAGUAUGCCAAUGAACCUAACAAAGUUGCAAUGGUUGGUAAGGAACUUGGAAACAAGCCCGAUGCACAGGCACAACAAUUGAAAAGGAAAGUUCCAUUACCAAGGGUGACAUGGUUUUGGGAGUCAGACGAUAACAAGUUGGUUCCAUUUACUGAUUCUGAAUGCAAUGUGUUAGAAAAAGAAUUCCUAGACUGCAAGUCAGAUCAUUCUGGAGUUGCGUCUGACAGGGUAAUAGGUAUUAAACUGCCAGGAUCAACUAAAAGUGUCAAAGUUAAUUUUUUAAAAAUGACAAUGGCUUGCAGCAGCAAUGGAACAAAGAGCCACAUCUUUCGAGUUCCAGAAGGAAAUGAAGAAAACAUCAGUGGCAAAAGUUUGAUACCGCAAGAAGCCCUUACAGUCCCAAGUGACUGGCAGCAACAGAGCAAUGGUGCAGAAUUAGUAAGAGUGCGUCCAGGUUCAGCCGAGUGGGAUCAUGUUCAGGGAAGUUUGAAGAGGAGUCUUAGGAAGGCAAAAGUGGUUGAUAUACAGCGGGUUCAGAACAAGUGGCUUUACAGGAAAUAUGCCAUACAGCGUCAUUUGAUGAAGGAGAAAAAUGGAUCUGCAUCCAUCAAUGAAAAAGAGCUGUUCCAUGGCACCAGAGAAACAAGUCCUGAAGCCAUCUGGAGAGGUGAAGAUGGGUUUGACAUGCGUUAUUCUGCUGACGGCCUUUGGGGGCGGGGUACCUAUUUUGCCUGUGAGGCUUCAUAUAGCCAUCAUGGAUUUGUGUACCAAGAUGCUCAAACACAACACUUUCAGCUAUUCCUUGCCCAUGUUCUCACUGGAGAUAGUAUAUCUUUACCUCCUGACCGCAGUCUGAAAAUGCCUCCGCUAAAGGCAGGGUCCAAUAUCCGUUAUGACAGCAUCAAUGGGGUCAGCAAUAACUGUAAUGUAUACAUUCUCUAUAAACUUGACAUUGCAUAUCCUGCAUAUCUUAUCACAUAUACAAUGACUAACAAUAGAUGAUAGAUUGCAAUAAAUUGUGGUCACAACCUGA
Molecule: messenger RNA, 2232 nt
Organism: Pocillopora verrucosa
Lineage: Eukaryota; Metazoa; Cnidaria; Anthozoa; Scleractinia; Pocilloporidae
Cellular component (GO): nucleus
Molecular function (GO): NAD+-protein mono-ADP-ribosyltransferase activity; NAD+ poly-ADP-ribosyltransferase activity
Source: RefSeq, a predicted model, not a curated record